ACUAGCCUGUAUGUAUCUAUAUUCAUUGUAGUUUCUAUAAUAUAUAUAAUUUUUUUGAGAAGUUUAAUUAUAUAGUAAUAAAGAGAUCUGUCUCUAAAAUUAUUUAAUAAUAUAUUAGAAAUUUAUUAAGAAUUGUUUUCUUCUUUUCUAUAGUAUACUGUGAAAUCAAUUUUUUUUUUAAUUAUUCGAAAGAUGGCACUAACCAAUAUUUUACUUCUUAGUCAAAUAUCUGGAUAUGUCGUAGCUCUUGUUUUGUCACUUUGUAUUAUCAUACCAAUGAGUUUACAUGAAGAUGAAUUUAAAGGACAUUGUCUAUUAUUUUCAACAGGAACUUGGCAAGAAUCAGAUGGUCAAUUUAUAGUAAAUUGGGCUUCACAAGCUUAUUGUAAUUAUACAAUAUUUGUUGGUUUGAUGUUAUUAUUAAUAUCAGCAAUACAAAUUUAUCGACUUUCUUUACUUAUGUAUCGUGGAGAAGACAGUUCCUUUUUAUCUGCAUUCAUAGAUGUUGUUAGUUCAAUAUUUCUUACAACAAUAACUUUAAUUGCUGCAAUUAUUAUUACACUUGGAUUUAUGACUUGGUGUCAAUGUAUGACUAAAAGAUUUCCAUCUUGUGAAUUAGCAGCUGGGAAUGAUAUUGAUAAAGCUGAUGGUAUAGAUACAUCUGGUUUUCAUAUUGAAUUGGGUGCAGUUCAAUUUGGUACUUGGACCAGUUUAUCUAUUUGGGUUGGUCUAUCAGUAUUUGCAGUAUUAAAAUUAUUGCGAUAUCAUCAAUUAGAAAAUAUGAAAGUUUCAAUGUAUAGAGAAAGACAAAGAUUAAUAGAAGCAGCCAGAAAUAAUGAAAUACAAGAAUCAACUUAAAAA
This is a messenger RNA of Apis florea (little honeybee), 861 nucleotides long. Its product is annotated as transmembrane protein 179. Lineage: Eukaryota; Metazoa; Arthropoda; Insecta; Hymenoptera; Apidae. The record is from RefSeq and is a predicted model, not a curated record.